Molecule: messenger RNA, 5001 nt
Organism: Odocoileus virginianus texanus
Lineage: Eukaryota; Metazoa; Chordata; Mammalia; Artiodactyla; Cervidae
Gene: RAB27A
Product: RAB27A, member RAS oncogene family
Biological process (GO): exocytosis; positive regulation of exocytosis
Cellular component (GO): exocytic vesicle; melanosome; secretory granule
Molecular function (GO): GTP binding; GTPase activity
Source: RefSeq, a predicted model, not a curated record
ACUUUUUACCUUGAACCAGUUACAAGUGUUUUGAUAAAGUUAGAGCAACUGUGGCCCGGUUGCAGAUAGAUUUAAUUGGUCAGUGUUAACUUGAUUCAGUAAAAUUUAUUCUGAACCAAUCAAACCUCAUAUGUGUCUGUCAGAACCUGCUUGUCUAAGUGAGAGCUUAUUUGAGCUAGCUAAAACCAGCCUGAGGCCUAUUUGAGCUCUUGAAACCAGACCUAAAUGGUUAGACACAUGUGGUUUUAGCCAAAGUGGCUUUAGAUCAAUCAGAAAUGGUUUUGUAGAUAGAAUGUCUUUGAACUUAACUCUUUCAUUCUCAACCAGAAUGAACCAUUGAGGUUCUUUUGAACAAGUAUGAAUUGGUUAGAAUGGAUUGGAGUGUUUUAUGUAAUUUAAACCUGAUUUUAGGCUGGUCAUAACUCUUUUGAAAAUGACGUAUCUACUUAAAAUUAAUUGAAAAUGGUUAGAUUUAGCCAAAAAAUAGGGUCAUCUUUUCUGACUUAGUGAACUACUCUGAGCCAGUCAGCAAUCUUUUGUGUCAGAAAUGCAUGUUUCAAGCUUCCCAGAGACUAUUUCAGAAAUUGCUCUAGGUCUUCAGAGCCCCAUCUGAUCUGUCCAGCGUGGGGAGAUGAGCGUCAACCAGCAUUGACUGACUACCCAGCAUCUGCCAAGCAUUGUGCUGGUCACUCCACAAAGAGUGUCUCAUUCAAUCCUUAGAACAAUGGGGUGAAGUAGUGUACAUUAUCUUUUUCAUAGAAUGGAAGCCUGAAAAUUCAAGGCUGCAAAACAUCUGGGUAGCCGGUAGGUGGGAGAUGUGAAAUCAGUCUAGCUCUGCUUGACUUCAGAAAUCACAUGUUUCCUGUUAGGCUACCUUGUAUGAUACCAAAUCUGGCCACUUAAAUAUUUAUUUAUUUAUUUGUUUGUUUUUGUCAGGUCUUAAUCAUGGUAAAGUAGUAUCUUUCACAGCGGCACACAGAUUCUCUAGUUGUGGCACGUGGGCUCAGUAGCUCCAUGGUAUGUGGGAUCUUAGUUUCCUGUCCAGAAAUUGGAUCCACAUCCCCAGCAUUGCAAGGUAGAUUCUUAACCACUGAACCACCAGGGAAGUCCCCCAUACCUGGUCACUUGUUAAGUCCAACAUGCAUUUGUAAAAACUUGAGUAAUGGCCACAAAGCUUGGGGUAGAAUAGACAUUGGACUUAAAGUUAGGAGACAUUUGUUCUAGACUGUACAAAUGAGUUAAAUUCUCUGGGUUCUGUUUUAUUCUUUAGCAAACAACCCAGGAAAUGGAAGGUCUGAACAUUUGUUUUCAGGUCAACAGGCAGAUAAUUAUCUAAGGGUGCAGUCUCAAGAAUAUAAACUAUGAUUAAUAUGAACAGUGGCGUCUGUACCGUCAGUUGUGGUAUUUCAUUUGUUAACACUUCUUUUAUGUUGGUUUGGUUUUGAACAGACUGUUAUGUAUUGCUGUUACCAUGAAUAGAAAACAAAACCCAUGAAGACCAUUUAUAGACUUAGAUGUGUAAUUCUUCUCCCAUGAUAACUAAACACUUUAAAUUUUGGGGCCCUAAAGAUACGUUCAUCUGUCUUUGAAUUCCAUUUAAGUACGUUUAGAGAGUUCUAGAAGAGUGUGCCAUUGAUGACAACAUUUUCUCCUGUACUUAAAAUGAUACAAAAACAUAUUUAUAGAAAUGAUCAACUUUUUUUCAAAAUAAAAAGAAACAGAAAACAAGGUAGCCACAGAAACGUCUUACAUCACUCUCCUUGCAGAAUUUGGAGUUGCUUUCUGCUUACUCAUUUAUUUGGAGGGGACCCCCCCACCCCGCCAAAUGAUUCAAUGUUAUCUGGACCUACUUUUCAAUUCUCAUCUCUUAUUUAUGAAUAACUCGGAGCCAGUCAGAUGCUGUGAUGAGACUUGCUAGUCUUUAUUUGGACCCAAGUGGUCAUCUUCUGGAGAAGCGUUGUUAUACACCAUCAGGACUGGCAAACCCGCCCCUGUGAGUAGAGAAGCUGUAAAUGGCAAGCCGUCAUCUGCACUGUGUCACUCUUUACUGUGUGCAAACAGAGUGCUGAGUGUUUGAAGAGGCUCUGCCCUUGGUGACUGACCAGCCAUAUCUGAUGUGAGGUUGUAGCUCUGCACUAAGGCAUUCUGCAGAGGUCACUGCAGCAGCUCUUGGGAAUCAGAAUUCAGGAUUUUUGAACAUAAGGUGACAUACUGAGUUCUUCAUUAUGUUUGAUGGAGACUAUGAUUACCUUAUCAAGUUUUUAGCUCUGGGAGACUCGGGAGUAGGGAAGACCAGUGUGCUUUAUCAGUACACAGAUGGUAAAUUUAACUCCAAAUUCAUCACAACAGUCGGCAUUGAUUUCAGGGAAAAGAGAGUGGUGUACAGAGCCAAUGGGCCAGAUGGAGCUGUUGGCAGAGGUCAGAGAAUCCACCUGCAGUUAUGGGACACAGCUGGACAAGAGAGGUUUCGUAGCUUGACAACUGCCUUCUUCAGAGAUGCUAUGGGGUUUCUUCUGCUUUUUGAUCUGACAAAUGAGCAGAGUUUUCUCAAUGUCAGAAACUGGAUAAGCCAGCUACAAAUGCAUGCAUAUUGUGAAAACCCAGAUAUAGUGUUAUGUGGAAAUAAGAGUGAUCUGGAAGAUCAAAGAGUAGUAAAAGAGGAAGAAGCCAGAGGACUUGCAGAGAAAUAUGGAGUCCCCUACUUUGAAACUAGUGCUGCCAAUGGGACAAACAUAAACCAAGCGAUUGAGACGCUCCUGGACCUGAUAAUGAAGCGAAUGGAACGGUGUGUGGACAAGUCCUGGAUUCCUGAAGGUGUGGUGCGUUCCAAUGGUCACACCUCUGCAGAUCAGCUGAAUGAAGAAAAGGAGAAGGGGUCAUGUGGCUGUUGAAGGGGCUAGUGAGCUGAACAUCCAUUCAAGGGGCCCAUGUCUGUGACCUUCCCUAUGGUGAUACAUGACUCAGAGAGAGACAAACAGGCCUUGCGUACAAACUGCUUCUCACCAUCCCAAUUAAACCUAUCAGUAAAGCAUCCUGUUUUAAAAUUACUUUGCUGCAGCUUUGUAAAUAUUCUUUAAGAUUCAGCCUGAGAGUUAGGCAAAAUAUCUCACAUAGCCAAAAGUGCCUUAUAAGACAUUAGCCCCAUGGCAGUAGAUCAUUCAAGGUUUCAGGAUUUUGUAGCCACAGAACAGCGCAUUUAUUAUGUAGAAUGACUGAAGAUACCAUCCCUGCUUUACCAUAGAUAGGCCCAGAGUCUCACCUUUGAGAUCUUAGAAGGUCUUUUACGCAGUCUUUAACACAGAUUUAAGACCCUUCUUGCACCACAGGGGACUUUCUAAAAUGUCUUCUAAACAAUUUAAAUGUUAAAUAAGAAUAUACACAAAUGAUGGUUCAAUGUCUUGAGUAUAAUUUAUGUAAGCAUUCUCUUUAAAAUGAAUAUAGGACAAAUGAUUGGCCAUAUCUAUAGGCCCUGGAUAAACUGGAUUGAUCAAUUUCAUGCUCUCUGUGGCCAUUUUUGGUGGGAAGGGCCUUGAGAGUAAGGACUGGGGUGGUCUAGUGUUCUGUAAGCGGCUGAAGUGGGGACUUCUGGCUCCCCACUCGAUUCCCUUUGCUCUGAAAGGUUGAUGGAAGGGUCAGGUAAUUAGAUUUUUAUGCCUUUAGUUCACAGUGAUCUGUGCAUUUAUACUUGGCCUAUGUGCUGGCCCUAUCUGAACAUAGCUGGUGCUUAUGUUGAAGUUAUUUGUGAUAAGCAAAUAUUUAGCUUCUUUUUCUUCAUAUUUAUAAUGUUGGGCUGGCAUCCUCAGGCUGCAGUUUCAAUUAGCUUAUGACGACUCAUCAUUUUUUUUUCACCAUCAGGCUCUAUCUUGUUGAUCUUUGAAACUUGUUUUGUUUUUAUAUGGGUGGAAUUGAAGGAAUUAGUUUAUAAUUACAUAACAUGUCUGUUUAUACUGUUUGGUGAAAGAUGGAUGUUUGUAUUUAAGCAGUUACAUUCGUAUUCUGUUUCAAAAUAGAAAAACAAAAUAUUCUAUAGCCUGUAGUUUUCACUGAGAUCAUGGGUAUUUACUAUACUUGCUGGAUCUUGCCAAGGUCAUGUACUCUUCCACACUGCCAAAGUGUCUUUUUUACCAAAUUAAAGGUGUGUUUCAAAAUAUGCUUCAUGGCAGUUGUUUAUAAAAAUCAAAGGGGAAAAUUCUUAUUUAUUAAAGUAGUUUAAAUAGAUUAAAAUUUCCAAAGAACUUAAUGGCUAUUUAGGAAGAAAUACCACUCAUUAUAAUUUAAAUAAAAAAUAAAAAUAAAUAUAUUUUGUGAUGGCAUAACUGUAAUUAGAAAAAUACAACUAUGAUGAAAAAUAACUACUUGUAUAUGAUAAUUUUCAAUCGGCUUUUUAUGGACUAUCUGUUCUGGUUUUUUUUUUUUGCCACUGUCCUUCCACCACCUGCUUAAGAAACUUAGUUGUGCUUUCUAAGAUCUUAUAUAUUUCUAUCUUUUAAAAAUACCAAGAAGUCACUGAGUCCUGUGCAUUUGAAUUGUGUAUCCUAGUGAUAAAAGAUCCACAUAUUUCAAAGACAGGGUCCUCAUCAUAAGCAGUGCCUUGUAAAAUUGCUGUAAGACUUAAGUGGAGGAAAUAAUUUUAUAGCUCUGUACCAGGGAACAUUUUAUAUGAUUUAUUUGUAUAGCAAAAAAGAAAAUAAUAUCUGUAUUGUGUCAGCCUAUCAGGAACCAAAUGAGCAAUUCGUACAGAUUCUAUUGGCCUUAAACAUAAUACACAAUGAAAUAUAUGCAUGAUACAGUGCACACACAAGAGCCAUUUUCAGUUAUUGACAUCAACAACCGGUAUACUCUUUGAAAAUCAUUUGUUUAAAUUUACUUUGAAGCACCAACAUAAGCUUUCUUGUGUGUCAAUGUAUUUUUCUGUUUACAGACUUGUGUAAAAGUGAAGUGUAUCUUCAGUGAAUUUUGUGCCAGAUAAGCUUAUAAUAAAAAAAAUGGUUUAAUCUGUCA